Molecule: messenger RNA, 3104 nt
Organism: Oldenlandia corymbosa var. corymbosa
Lineage: Eukaryota; Viridiplantae; Streptophyta; Magnoliopsida; Gentianales; Rubiaceae
Source: the annotation of a GenBank genome assembly
CUAGUUAUCAUUCCCAAUGCUGCCAAUUAUAUAUAGAGCUCUGCUUAUCAUACUAUUCACAUUUCUUAUCAUUUCUUUCCUUCUUCCUUCCUCUUGACUUCUCUGCAACUCUGCAUUUUUCUUCUCCUUUUCACACUUAUUCUUUCUGAAUGCACAAGUUUUCCGUUGACCUUUUGUUCUCAAACAGGUUUCCUAUUCGUCCUGGACUCUUUAGGAUUUACAUACCUUUAGACUUCUCCACUGUCCUUGUGUUUUAAGAUGAUAUUUCUACCGAGCUCUUUGUCUGGAGAGACCAAGCUUCUGUUCAGGUUCUAAAAUUGGUUCUUUUCUUUAUUUUCUCUGAAUUUUGAGGUUUUUUUUGGAGAGCCCAGUUGAUAAAGUUUUGAUUUUGGUGGAGUCUUUUUUGUAUUUUUGGAGAUUUAUAAUAAUUAUUAUUACUUUGGAGAUCUGGUUUUUAUCGUUAGGCCUGAUUUUUUAAGUUUGAAGAAAAAAAUGGAACCUUCAUAUGACCAAAUUAACAGAAAUAUGAAGUCCAGAGAAGAGUAUAUUAUUAUGAGUGCAGUUCUACCUCUGCUGAAACUUCUUUCAGUUACAGCUUUUGGUAUAAUUCUUGCCCAUCCCAAAACUCAACUCGUUCCAAAAGCCACCUUUAAGCUCUUAAGCAAGCUAGUUUUUGCUCUGUUCUUGCCUUGCACAAUCUUCAUUCAUUUGGGAGAGACUAUCACUUUGAAGAAUUUCAUUCUUUGGUGGUUCAUUCCCGUUAAUGUCCUGAUUAGCACUGUCAUUGGUUGUGUAUUGGGAUUCUUGGUAGCCUUAAUUUGCCGGCCGCCUCCAGAAUUCUAUAGGUUCACUGUGAUUGUGACAGCAUUUGGGAACACGGGUAAUCUUCCACUUGCAAUUGUUGGGUCUGUUUGUCACAGCAGUAGUAAUCCCUUUGGUCCGGAUUGCCACCGGACCGGUGUGGCUUAUGUAUCUUUUGCCCAAUGGGUGUCGGUUCUUCUGGUUUAUACACUUGUUUACCAUAUGAUGGAGCCCCCUAUAGAUCAUUAUGAUGUUGUUGAGGAUGAAGGCCGUGAGAUUCGAGAACAUUUGUCCACCAAUGAUCUCAGUAAGCCCCUUCUGGUUGAAGCUGAGUGGCCUGGAAUGGAAGAUAAUGAAACUGAGAACUGUAAGGCGCCUAUUAUUGCAAGGACUUUUGCUAGUGUUUCCAGCAUCUCAGAAAGCAAUAUUUCUGACCAUGUUGAUUCUUUGGAGGAAGGAACUGGAGCAGAACCUAGGAGUCCGAAAUCACUCAGGUGUUUGGCCGAGCCUCGGGUGGUGAGGCGAAUUAGGGUGGUUGCUGAGCAAACGCCGGUCAAGAAUAUCCUCAAGCCUCCUAUGAUUGCUACUUUGUUAGCUUUCCUUGUUGGUAUGGUUCCAUUCUUGAAGUCGAUCGUUUAUGGUGAUGAUGCGCCUCUUUCAUUCAUCACGGAUAGUUUAGAUAUGAUGGCUGCGCCACUGGUGCCUGCAGUUAUGUUGGUUCUUGGAGGAAUGCUUGCCGAGGGUAGAGGUAACAAUGAAUCUAGGCUUGGGUUGAGAACAACCAUCGGUAUCAUUGUUGCUAGACUAGUGAUCCUUCCUAUAAUCGGGAUAUUGGUUGUUUGGCUGGCUGAUGAACUGAAAUUCUUGAUCGCCGGGGAUCAAAUGUACAGAUUUGUGCUCCUACUGCAAUAUACAACACCGAGUGCAAUCUUAUUUGGUGCAGUAGCUAGCUUGAGGGGUUAUGCUGUUGGUGAAGCUUCGGCAAUUCUUUUCUGGCAGCACGUCGUUGCUGUCUUUACUGUAUCGUUAUACAUCAUCAUCUACUUCAAGCUUUUACUUUCGUAUGUCAGAAUUUGAUUAGAAUCAUUUUGCUGGAUCACUUUGAGAACGCUCUCCCUCAAGGGAAUCGGCCGGCAUUUGCAACUAUGAAGUACAACUACAAGGUCAAGUAUGGAGUGCAAGGAAGGAGGAUCUAUCUCACAAAGAAAUUGCAAUGGCUAGAACUCCUUGCUGCAGAUGCAGAUCUCUCCCAAUCCUGAAACCAGGCGAUUCGCAGAUGGAGACCGUCUAAGGACACCGGAAUGAACUAGUAAGUAGUACAGUCAUAGAAUAGGUAGGCAUCGAUGCUUGAAGCACUUGUAGUUGCCUAUAUGCUGUAUCAUUAAUUAAACUUUCAUAAUUGGUCAUUCAUAAGAAGCAAAACCUUUUGAGAAAACUGUCACUUCACAUAUGAUUUUAGAUGUCUUUCUGACUUGCAUAACUUGACCAUUCCGUCAGUGUGGAUUAUACCAUUUUCCUCUCUGAAUAUGGUUCCCAUUGACAUCACAGUUGAUUGUUUUUACUUACUAUUUAAGCAGCAUAAUGGUGAAGUAGUUUUCGGCUAUGUUACCCGGACUCUUCUAUUUGGGGAGAAUACCCGUGUCAUGUUGUGUCGACACUGGUGUGGGGAUGAGUGUCGGGUGUGACAUUUUAGCCUAAAAUGUCCAAGAUUUUUAAAAUAUUGACGAGUCGGACACUCAGAUCCCCGCACCCGAUACGACGCCCAUAUCCGAGUCCAGGUGAAAACUCAACCCGGUGACCUAUAUAACUUGGAUGAUAUCCCCUUAAAAGUGUGGAUCUACUGAGGCUUGGAGGAGGCAGACUCCGAAGAUAAGUGCUACUUUAAUCGGCAAAAUCUUCCAACAACUUUACGUCUUGCCAAAUUGUUCCUUCAAAUCUAUGCUUAUAACUUUCCCAGUUCCAUUUGGAAAACUGUGAUUCAAAAGAAAGCUAAUUGUUCUGAUUGAAAUUUUGUUCUGAUUGCAGUCUGGUCCUCAGACUGCAACACGUGCUGGACAUCUAUGAAAGCAAUGUGUUGAUUUGGUCUUUUUCUUCAUUUAAGGAAUUGUUGUAAUAGUAUGUGGUUCUGGCACAUUAAUUUGUUUGCCCUGUCAGUCCCAUGUUUGGAGUGUCUUACAAUGAAAUAAGACUCCGUUCCUUAGAACCUUUAGAACCAUUUUGGGGGCAAUUUGGCUCUUCCAUCAGACCGAUCACUAGAUUUUUGUACCCAAUGCCCACUGUCUACGUUGACAUCAACUAAUCAG